AUGCCCUUAAGAGGUUUGUCAGACGGGGCAAACUAUGUUCCUGACCCACGCUUCCGCCGCAGCACUGGCCCUAUGAGGUGCCAUCCGAUGAGGGCCACUGUUGGCGCUCAGGACAUGAGCCAUAACACUGGCUGCAGCGCUUUUAGAGUGAUGUCAAGUGUUCCCUACAGCCUGCGGGCGUUGGAACUUGCAGCGGUCGUCAUGCUUAGGGUUCGGUGA
Messenger RNA from Penicillium mononematosum, 219 nucleotides. RefSeq lists its product as uncharacterized. The coding region runs from base 1 to 219 and encodes 72 amino acids. NCBI's taxonomy places the organism in Eukaryota, Fungi, Ascomycota, Eurotiomycetes, Eurotiales, Aspergillaceae. The transcript has 2 exons. The record is from RefSeq and is a predicted model, not a curated record.